Molecule: messenger RNA, 3047 nt
Organism: Haliotis rubra (blacklip abalone)
Lineage: Eukaryota; Metazoa; Mollusca; Gastropoda; Lepetellida; Haliotidae
Product: hemicentin-2-like
Exons: 12
Coding region: 24-2318 (764 amino acids)
Molecular function (GO): protein binding
Source: RefSeq, a predicted model, not a curated record
UGUCAAGAAGUGUACUAAGCAGCAUGUUGUUCUCGGUGUUAGUGGUAGCCUUUCUACACUGUACCUUCGCAGAUCCUGAAUUCAGAAGAAUUGGAGGUGACCUUGACCUUGAUAUUCAGCUCCCUCCUUUUGAGUUCCUGUACGUGGUCAGCCCUCAUCAUACACCUUUAUGUACAAUAAUCAAAGUUAACGACACGGUGAAAGUAUAUCCUGGUCACCAGAAGCUUCGAUGCAGACAUUCCACCGAGAUGGGAAAAGUUGGGAUGUCUUUGACCAACAUAACCAGUGAGGAUGCGGGGCCAUAUGAUUGGUCCGUGGGCUCAAUGCUGAAUACCAGCGGCACGCUGCUGAUGCUGUUUGUGACGGACACCCCAACUACCCCAACUAUACGCCUUCCAAAACCCCCUGUUGUCGGUCAACAAGCCACUCUCAUAUGCAAGUCAAAUUCAACAACCAGACCUGCGACCCAUCCUUUGGUAAUGAGAUACCAGUGGCUUCAGGACAACCAGCCACUUAGUAACAACAGCAUCGUCGGUAUUGCUGGUGACUCCUUGAUCAUAAAACGUGUCAAGAACCGUCGACAACAGCAGUAUCAAUGCUUGGCAAAAGAAGCACAGUCUGAAUCUAUUCUGGCGACACUGAAGUUCAGUCCCGAAUAUGGACCAUACCACCUUGAUGUCAAUGUUUCUGGGAAAGCGAGACCUGUGGAGGGUUCCAGCCUGUGUGUGUCGUGUGUUGCUGACUGCAAACCAAGUUGCCAAUAUAUGUGGCUGCGGAAGGACAACGAACUGCAUGGCACAGACUCAGGGGUGAUGGUACUGACACCGGUUAGAAGGAGCCAGAGUGGGUACUAUAGUUGCAAAGCUUCCAAUCGCCAUGGCGAGCUGGAAAAACAAGUCCAGGUGGAUGUUCAGUAUCAACCAAAUAUUAUGAAAGGAACAACCUUUACUCGGACACAAACAAUCAACGAGGGUCAACAGGUUGACAUUAGAUGUGAUGUGGACAGCAACCCAGCGCCAACCAUCACAUGGCUGAAAGAUGAUAUCGUAGUGAAGCGGAACGUCCUCGACGGUGAUGUACCAAGCAUUAAUGGAGUCAAGAACAUCUUCAGAAACAUCUUCACAAAGGAGAGAGCAGUGUGUGACGAUGGCGGUCUGUACAGAUGUCACGCCAAGAAUGGUGUUGGAAAUGAAACGGAAGAAACUGUUACUCUGUGUGUGAAAUGUUCUGUGCGCACGGACGGUGACCAUGAUCGAUCAUUCAUUACUCCGACAGGAACAAGUCUGAAUGUCACUCUACAUGUCAUCGCUUAUCCAAAGCCGAAACUUAUUGGGUGGGAGCAUAUUGUGGGUGACAAUGCGGUCGAGGUCAACUCACAUGGGUACAUCAUGACGUAUGUUGCCAAGCCAAAGAAAUUUGAACACAGUUUGAUUUUAACACAUAUUGACAUGACGGACAAUAACCAAGGGGAAUACAGGACAGAAAUAACCAAUCGUGUUGGGAGUAGCCUUGAGUACAGAUACAAUAUUACUAUUCAAGUUCCUCCCAAGGUGCCCAAGGAAUUGACAGUCACCAUGGUGGGAGGGACCUAUGUUGGUAUCUUGUGGAAGGCAGGAUUUAAUGGCCAUGCCAUACAACACUUUGAAAUUUCAUUCAAAUAUGCACGAGCACCUGAGGAGCAACCCUGGACAGUAGACCCGACCAUCAUCAGCGAAGACACCACUCACGUAAACCUCAGUGGUCUAGACGAAGGUACUACGUACCGGAUCCGCAUACGUGCUCGGAACAACAUUGGAACAAGCGGUUACGCCAACAUUCUGAAUUUUAAGACACUGGGAGGAGGACAAACAACAGGACGAGCACUGUCGGAUCUCACAUCUGAUGAAAAUACUAUAAUGAAAGACAAUGAGACAUCAUUCCCUGGGUUCCAUCCUGAAUCACAUGGUUCUCGUAUCACUGGCAUCGUGUUCGCUCUCAUAGGAACAUCUACGGUGUUCCUAAUGGUUUGGUUUUUCUUAUUUAAAGGGCCGUUAAAGCGUAUGCUGAUGCGCCUCGGUGGUACCAUGGACCAGCACACACGGAUGAGUGUAGAGGAAAACACGUAUGAGUUGCGGACACCACGCGAAUGUGGCUCUCAUGGAGGGGAUGAUGAUGGCGAAAUCGCUGGAUGCUCUUCACGGCAGAGUGAACACAUCUAUGAUGUACCUGGCGUGAUGGAGGGGGCAGACCAUGCCGUGCCUCCUGUGUACUUGACGACAACAUCAGGAAGAUGCAGUAAACUGGAACAGCCCCGUCAGAGGACGACUUGUGAAUUUUAGUUUUAACGUCCCGUAAUUUGAGACAUUCCUAGUUUAAGCCACAUUGACUGGCCGUGGUAUUACUGAAGCACUGUAGAAUCAGUUCAAACUGUCGUUAAACCACACUCAUGUAUAUAAUUUCACUUACCACUUAAUACAGUAAUAAUUACUCUGUAUAUUAAUUUUUUUAUUGCUUCCCCGAUAUUGGCAAAACCGUCGGGUCCAUAUCUGACAGGAUCAGUCAGAUAAGGGCGUAUCGGGAUGGUACGGGACAAGAUAUGUAAAGGAGAGGGUGAUAAUCUCUACAUAUUACACAUACUGGUUAAAGCGUUCGAAUAUCACGUCGAUGACCCGGUUCGAUUCCCCACAUGGCUACGAUGUGUGAAGCCAAUCUCUGGUGUCCAACGCCGUGAUAUUGUUGGAAUAUUCCUAAAAGUGUCGUAAAACAAACUCACUCACUCACUCACUUCAUCCCACGUUGUACUGAAAGUGUAAAGUAUUACUCAUUUCAAAGUAUUAUAUACAUUUGAUAACAAUAUCAUCAUUUCAAAUUGAGUUUCGAAUACAUGUAUGUCUACUGACCUCAUCCACGAAAUGUUUCCGUGUACAUAAAGGUUCGAAAUAAAAUGUGCUAAUAACAGAAACUGAUAGCUUCCUGUAAGAUUUGCUAUCAUUUACUUAGACUCAUGUUUACUUAAACGAUAUUUAUGUCUAAUAAUAAUAAUUAAAAUAUUUGGUUUUCUAAAAUUG